UUCUCUUAAACCAAUAGAGCCCAAGCCCAACCCAACAUCUAUUUAUCGCUCUCUUCAUUCUUCCCCACUUUAAACCCUAACUACAUACGCUUAAAACGAAUUUUCUUUCCUCCAUUACUCUGAGCGACAGGAUAUCUAGGGUUUCUGCCGCCAAGAAAUGGGUAAAGGUACAGGUAGUUUCGGUAAGAGGAGGAACAAGACCCACACUUUGUGUGUGAGGUGUGGUCGUCGCAGUUUUCAUCUUCAAAAGAGUCGAUGCUCUGCUUGCGCUUAUCCUGCUGCUCGCGUCAGGAAGUACAACUGGAGUGUGAAGGCUAUCAGGAGGAAGACAACAGGAACUGGUAGGAUGAGGUACCUGCGUAAUGUCCCAAGGAGGUUCAAGACUGGUUUCAGAGAAGGUACUCAAGCAGCUCCAAGGAAGCAUGUCGCAGCUGCCUCUUAAUUUUAGUUUCUGAAAUUCUGUUGGGCGUACAAUUGCCUUUGGGGGUGUUUCUAGUUUUCCUUGAAAGCGUGGGAUAGCGAUUUUUGGAUUAUUGUUGGAGAACUGCAAAAUUGUAUUAGUAAUGAGUUUUUUUUUUAAUCCUGGGAAAUUUUUGACUUGUUUAGCUAAAGCUUAAAUGACAUAAUACUAAAAUCUAAAGUUUCAAUAUCA
This is a messenger RNA of Beta vulgaris subsp. vulgaris (sugar beet), 652 nucleotides long. Its product is annotated as 60S ribosomal protein L37-3. Bases 158 to 442 code for a protein of 94 amino acids. The record is from RefSeq and is a predicted model, not a curated record. Lineage: Eukaryota; Viridiplantae; Streptophyta; Magnoliopsida; Caryophyllales; Amaranthaceae. Gene Ontology annotation, molecular function: RNA binding; structural constituent of ribosome. The transcript has 4 exons. Gene Ontology annotation, cellular component: ribosome; cytosolic large ribosomal subunit. Gene Ontology annotation, biological process: translation.